AGUCAUUUUAGCUCAACACUCGGGAGGCGUGGUCUGUGCUGCGGCCUACUGUUGACCUGAGCUGUUCACGGCGUCCUCGCGUUUAUUGUCGCUGCAAAAUGGAUCGCGGAUAUUCAUCAGGGUUCUCGGGUUGGUCAGGAUCGGGUGGAGGAGGAUCAUCAUCCAGAGGAUCCGGCAGUUAUGACUUGUACGGAUAUAAAGACUCUAUGUCUUAUAAAGACUCACUGUCUGGUGGUGGUGGGUUUGGCGGCGGUGGUUACGGAGGUAAUGACCGGAUGAAGCGGGGGUUGUCUGGAGGGUCUCUGCUCUCUUCUGGGUCCAACGCAGAUGCUGUCAUUGCCAAAAUCAACCAGCGUUUGGACAUGCUGACGCAGCUGGAGGGGGGAUUGAAGGGAUCUUCUCGGGGUGACAGGUUUGACCAAUACGAGUCUUUCGACUCGCGCUCCUCUUUCAACUCGCGCUCCGCCUCCCUCGGCCCUCGAGAUCUCUACAGAUCCGGUAACUUCGGUUACAGUGACUCCCGGGGUGACAUGAUGACCCAGCGCGGAGGUGUGGGCUUUGGGGUCAUGGGCGGAGCCGGCGGGGGCGGCUUUGACAGCGCCGCCUCUGCCUUCGGAUCAGCCAAAAUGCGUCCGACUCGAGAUGCUUUCUCAGGCUCCGGCUGGGGGUCGGGGCAGAGAUCCCAGCACAGGGGCGGAGCAACCGGGGGCCGUGGCUUCGGCCGCAGGCACGACUCUGCUGCGGGGGGAGGAAGUGGGCGGGGCGGAGGCCGUGGUCGUGGCCACUCCCCUGCGGGGCGAGGAAAGCUGCCCUCGCUCCUGUCCAAUCGCAUGUACCCCGACAGCGGGGCCUUCCAGUCCCAGGACUUCUCCGCCCGGAACUUUGGAGGGGGCCCGAGGGGCAACCGACAGCGCGGGCGCAAGAGACCCCUCAACAAACAACAGACAAGACCUCAGCGUGAGGGCCAGAAGAAGAGGAAACAGACUCCUGGGCCAGCAGAUGAGCCCGAGUCUAAGAUGAACAAAACUGACACCAGCGGAGACAAAACAGACACCGAGGCCGCAGCCGGGGAACAGAAGCAGAACAUUGAAGAGAAGACGACUGCUGAUGAUUCCAAACCAGGUGAUGGUGGAGAAAGUGUUGCUCCGGCCAAUCAGGAGGAGAGUUCUCCGGCAAAGGCGAAAGGGAAACAGACUCCGUCCUCAGCGUCUAAAGUCAGGAAGAGGAGGGGCUUCUUUGAAAGGUCAGGAGUCAAAGUCUCUGCUCACAGGGUGGUGUUCGCUUGUUCCGUCUGUAAGUUUCGCUCGUUUUACAGCGAGGAUAUGGCCGCUCAUCUGGAGAGUAAAUUUCACAAAGAUCACUUCAGGUUUUUGUCCAGUCAGCUGUCAAAGCCUACCACUGAUUUCCUGCAGGAGUACUUAAACAACAAGUAUAAGAAGACAGAGCAGAGGGUCAAUCAGAUCGAGAAUCACAGCGCCACCAUCUGUCAGGUGUUUAAAGAGCAAGAUCUGACACGAGAUAUCGGUAUGGAGCACUUUAUAAAGAAGGUUGAGGCGGCUCACUGCACGGCGUGUGACGUCUUUAUCCCCAUGCAGUAUCCGCUGAUUCAGAAGCACCUCAAGUCACAUGACCACAACUACAAUCGCAAGGGUAUGAUGGAUGAGUCGAAGAGAGCCAGUCUGUCUGUGGCUCGCAGCAUCCUUAAUCACAAAGUCAUUGGGAAGAAACUGGAGAGCUACCUGAAGGGUGAAAAUCCAUUCACCGGUAACCAGGAUGACCAGGACCCUGAGGACUCCAUGGUGAUGGACGUCUCAGAGGCUGACCUCAAUAAUGAAAGCCUGAAUGAGGGGAAGCAGGAUGGAGCAGAGGAAGAGGCGGGGACAGCGGAGGAAGAGGGGCAGCCUCCGGCCGAAGCUGUCGGGAACGGGGAGGGGAAUGAGGCGGAUGUAAAUAUGGAGAUGGGUGAAGCAGGAGAGGAGGAGGAGGAGGAGGGAGUAGAGGGUGUGGAGGUUGGUGAAGAGGAUGCCGAGCUCAAUGAAAACAGCGUGACUGAGGGAGUGACUGGAGAAUCUGACACAGUCGCUGCUGAGUAACAUCUAACACCAGAUCAGCAGGAGCUUGUUGUUAAAUAGUUGAGUAGUGUCCAUUUGAUCUCUGUCCUAGAUCUAAACCUUUUGAAUCGUUCUUAUGAACACCUUUGGGAUUUGGAACGGGAAAUGCUGCAGCUUUUGGACCAAUCAGACUAAAGGUCUAUCUUGUGUUUAGCCAAUCACAGGCUUGCCCCUCCUAUACAAGUGCAGUUCAUGAUCGUUUUGUAUGAUUGUGUCAGUGGAAAGAUUGAAGGCUGAUGUCUGUAUGUUGUUAUCAGAUUUACAGGGCUUAAUUUCUUGUUUUCAUUCACUGUAAUUUUCUUUUAUUUUAUGUUCAGAGCGAAUUGAGAUUAUUGUAUCAUUUUUAAAGUCACCACUUGUUUUUCUCUUGCGUUGAUAAAAUAAACAUUUGUGAAGUUA
This is a messenger RNA of Misgurnus anguillicaudatus (oriental weatherfish), 2510 nucleotides long. RefSeq names its product A kinase (PRKA) anchor protein 8-like (gene akap8l). The record is from RefSeq and is a predicted model, not a curated record. Gene Ontology annotation, cellular component: nucleus. NCBI's taxonomy places the organism in Eukaryota, Metazoa, Chordata, Actinopteri, Cypriniformes, Cobitidae. Gene Ontology annotation, molecular function: DNA binding.